Messenger RNA from Suillus paluster, 1281 nucleotides. RefSeq names its product Oligosaccharyltransferase 48 kDa subunit beta-domain-containing protein. NCBI's taxonomy places the organism in Eukaryota, Fungi, Basidiomycota, Agaricomycetes, Boletales, Suillaceae. The record is from RefSeq and is a predicted model, not a curated record. Gene Ontology annotation, cellular component: endoplasmic reticulum membrane; oligosaccharyltransferase complex. The transcript is spliced from 14 exons. The coding region runs from base 1 to 1281 and encodes 426 amino acids.
AUGGUGCCGGUAUCCAUCUCUGCGCUCGUGAGUCUGCUCGCGUUUGCAAGGCUCAGCUUUGCGACAUCGAGUUCUGGGGACUCGGUUCUCGUAGAUAGGGAGAACAAUUCGAUCUUCUUUGGUGGACUUGAAAGCUAUAACCUCACGUUCUGUGCUCUCAAGUACGUCAGUCCUGCAAUCACCAACUACGGCGUGCUGAACUUUGACCACGUCAUCCAUUUUGCACCAGAAACAAAAUCAUUCGCACAAGACAUCAUGCAUCACCCCGGCUCCUCUCAAAGAAAACCGACCACCUCAUCGCGCUCUCUUCAACAAACCCCACUCACAUCACUCGUAACCGAAUUAUCACUCAUUCCACCACCUCCAGAAACACCAUUCAUCUCAUUUCAUCCCGUUCUCUCUGACCCAACCACAAUCCCUGUCCCCAUCCUAAGCUCAUCUCCAAUGCUCACCCCAGGUAUCCUCCCGGCCUGGUUCUCCGGCGCCCCACGUGCGCUCGGUAGCAGCCCAAUGCUCACGGCUCCGGCGGAGACGCCGCCGUCGACGAAAGGCGGUGAAGGCUUAUGGGCGGGCAGUCAGAUGGGCCUCGUCACCGGAUUCCAGACGAACGUAAACUCCCGCAGCUUGUUCAGCGACGAAUAUGCGAGGAAGGAGGCUCCUUCUGGAACGCCGUCUGGAAACUCGGAGUUUGCGAGGGAUGUUGCUGUCGUCGGGCAUAAUCGUAUGUAUACCAUCAACGAUGAAAUUGUAUACAUGGCGCAUAUCUCUUCACACGACAGCAAGACCUCGACGUGGAGGCCUUACAGCAGUAUCGACGACUCGCAGUUGGAAUUCUCGAUGCUUGACACUCACAUCCGCACUUCUCUACCGCCUGUUCAGUUUCGCGCUCCUGACAGGCACGGUAUUUUCAAGUUCGUCUUGAACUGGAAGAGGAAGGGCUACUCAUGCCUCUCAUCGAGUACAACUGUCCCCGUCGUGCUGCCGAGGCAUGACGGAUACCCUCACUUUUCGAGCGCCGCGUGGCCACAUUACACAGGAGCCAUCAGCACAAGUGUCGCAUUUUUUCUCUUUGCUGCUUUGUGGCUUGCAGGAGACGUCAAAGGCGGAAGAAGGCAUCCAGUGCCGAUUCUGGAUCUUGAGUUUUCGCAGUUCGACAACGAUUUUUCACAUAUACCACCAUCUAAUGGGGUUGUGAUAAACCCCAGCGGCUCAGUGCAGACCAAAAAUGCUCGAGGGCUUCUAUGUUCAAGCUUACAACAAGACUACAAAAUUGCGUCAUAG